This is a messenger RNA of Otolemur garnettii (small-eared galago), 1078 nucleotides long. RefSeq names its product ER membrane protein complex subunit 7 (gene EMC7). Gene Ontology annotation, cellular component: EMC complex. The transcript is spliced from 4 exons. Bases 104 to 760 code for a protein of 218 amino acids. NCBI's taxonomy places the organism in Eukaryota, Metazoa, Chordata, Mammalia, Primates, Galagidae. The record is from RefSeq and is a predicted model, not a curated record.
UCCGGCGUGCGGUGAUGACGACAUCUGGCCGGCGCCUGAGGUGUGGGCUGGGAGACUGGGCGGGUUUCCGAGGCUGCCGGCUGGACUGCUGAGAGCCGCUGUCAUGGCUGCCGCUGUGUGGGGCUGCUUCUCCGUCCUGCUGCUGCUACUACCAAGGGAUACCCAGAGUUCGGAGGUGUCCGGGAUUGCUGCCGAGGGAUCUGGAGGGAGUGGGGUCGGCGUGGGAGACCGCUUCAAGAUUGAGGGGCGUGCAGUAGUUCCAGGAGUGAAGCCCCAGGACUGGAUCUCGGCGGCCCGAGUGCUCGUAGACGGAGAAGAGCACGUCGGCUUCCUUAAGUCAAUAUUUUCAGUAGAAUUACUGAUGGUUUUCUCAUGUUGCUUUAUCAGAGCAAGAUAUGUGAAUUACAUCAAAACAUCAGAAGUGGUCAGACUGCCCUAUCCUCUCCAAAUGAAAUCUACAGGUCCACCUUCUUAUUUUAUUAAAAGAGAAUCAUGGGGCUGGACAGACUUUUUGAUGAACCCAAUGGUUAUGAUGAUGGUUCUUCCAUUAUUGAUAUUUGUGCUUCUGCCCAAAGUGGUCAACACAAGUGAUCCUGACAUGAGACGGGAGAUGGAGCAGUCAAUGAAUAUGCUGAAUUCCAACCAUGAAUUACCCGAUGUUUCUGAGUUCAUGACUAGGCUCUUCUCUUCAAAAUCAUCUGGCAAAUCUAGCAGCGGCAGCAGUAAAACAGGCAAAAGUGGAGCUGGCAAAAGGAGGUAGUCAGAUGGUCCAGAGCUGGCAUUUGCAUAAACAUGGCAGCACUGGGUGGCAUCCAAGUCUUGAGGGAAAACCAUGUGAAGCAACUACUGUAAACUUGAGUCAUCCUGAAAGUUGAUCUCUUACAACUCUUGGAUAUGUUAACUUUUUAGCACAUGUUUUGUACUUGGCACACAAGAAAACCUAGCUUUCAUCUUUGUCUGUGUGAGGUCAAUAUUGAUGUUAACCGAAUUACAGUGUCCUAUAGAAAAUGACAUUAAUAAGUUAUAUGAAUUACUAUACAUUAUGUAUAUUAAAAUAAGUCUUAAUCCAGAGAUCAAA